Molecule: messenger RNA, 2211 nt
Organism: Oppia nitens
Lineage: Eukaryota; Metazoa; Arthropoda; Arachnida; Sarcoptiformes; Oppiidae
Product: calpain-9-like
Exons: 14
Coding region: 1-2211 (736 amino acids)
Biological process (GO): proteolysis
Cellular component (GO): cytoplasm
Molecular function (GO): calcium-dependent cysteine-type endopeptidase activity
Source: RefSeq, a predicted model, not a curated record
AUGGGAUUUGAAAGCACGGGAUGCUGUGGUGACUACUAUAGCAAUCAUAGUAGAAGAGCACCGGCAUCUUCAGUGUCUACUAGAUAUGAAUCAAAUGGUGGACAUCAAUAUUAUUGCAAUUCACAAAUAACAACAUCUAAUAUAUCAAAUAAUCAGGAUUUGACUAAUUUUAAUAAUUACAAUCAUUUGUGGAAAUUAUGCCGAGAAAGGGGUGUAUUGUUUGAAGAUAUCUCGUUUCCGACUACUAAUAAAAUAUUGUUUGGCAAACGAGAGUCAUCGAUGGUUUGCAAGAUUUCGUCAUCAAUAGUAUGGAUGCGUCCGUUUCAGUUGGUUUCGCGACCAAAAUAUAUCAAUUAUAACCCGAAUCGUCGGUUUGAUCUGGAAUUGGGAGAAGUGUUUAAUAUGAUAUCAACCAAUUUGUCUCUAUUUCACGCAAUCAGUAUUAUAUACUCAACACCCAAACUCUUUGAACGGGUUGUAAACCCUUUGCAAAACUUUAAUCCCAACACUUAUUCAGGCAUUUGGAGGUUCAGGUUCUGGAAAUUUGGACAAUGGGUCGACAUUGUCAUUGAUGACAGACUGCCCACAUAUAAAGGUCGGCUCCUGUAUAUGCAGUGCUCAGACAGCUCUGAAUUUUGGGCGGCACUUCUCGAGAAGGCAUACGCAAAACUUUAUGGCAGUUAUGACUAUUAUCUUAAACAUUGUUUUACUGCUCAGACUACUCAAGAUCUGACCGGAGGCAUUGCACAGAGCUUUACGAUAGCAAAUCACCAGCAAAUCAUAAUCCAACAGAUGAUCACAUCAGCGGUUUCUCGAUCAACACUACUGUCUGUUUGCAUCAAUCAUACUAAUAGUGAUGACAGCAACAGCUCAUCCAAUAAGUCAUAUCGACUAAGAAAUGGAUUAUACACUCAACAGUCAUAUCUAAUAACAGGAUUAACUCGCGUACGAACACCUGUUGGUGCGAUUGAGGUUCAAUUGGUUAGACUUCGGAAUAUCUAUUGUCGGGGAGAAUGGAACGGACCAUGGAGUGAGAGAUCACUUGAAUGGGAUCAACUGACAGAUAGAGAUAGAGAAGAAUUGUCUAUUCGGUGUCGAACUGAUGGCGAGUUUUGGAUAUCACUUAAAGAUUUAGUCGAAAAUUUUACAAAUCUUGAUCUCAUUCAUAUUGGACCCGAUGACUGGAUGCAGGAGGUGUCUCUCCAUCACAAACAACCAUGGAGAGCAGUGAUUGCUCGUAGAAAAUGGAAAAAGGGAUUUAAUGCCGGGGGUGGGCCCUCCUAUAAAGCAACGUUUCACACUAAUCCACAAUUUUAUAUUCAUAUACCGAGAACUGGUCCAAACAAACUACAUGUAGUCGUAUCGUUGACACAACUGUACGAAACAAACCAUGAAUUGCAAGAGUUGUCGCUACAAAACAUCGGUUUUUGUAUUUAUGAAGUGCCGCCUAAUACUAUACGACUAACCAAAGCGUUUAUUACAAACAAUGAACCGUUGGAUAUGACAGACUUUACGGCCACACGCGAGUCGGUAACGUUUUUUGCAUUACCCGCCGGUAACUUUAUUAUAGUACCCACAACCGAUCGGCCGCACUGUGAGACCAGAUUUUUCUUGAGAUUAUUUACCGAUCAGAUUACAAAUAUUUGGGAAGUUAAUGAUGAUAACAGUAUAGCCAGUAUUGAUGGAAAUAUACCUAAACUGAAUGGCUCUCAUUUAAUAUCGAGAUUGACUUCAAAAUUAGGCCCAGAGUUUGACGCAUAUAAUCUUUAUAAGUUUUUCAAAUUAUAUUCAAAACGUGAGGCAUAUUUAUUAUUAGAAAAGCCAACCAUUGAAUUGUGUCGAUAUUUAAUUAUGUUAAACGAUCUAUCAAUUAAUGGCAAAAUUACGGCUAAUUGUGUGCCAAAUCUAUUAAAUUUAUUGCAUUUUUGGCGAUCAAUAUUUACUAGAUAUCAAAUCGAUAAUAAAUAUAAAAUUUGUUGCUAUAGUUUGAGAAAUUUAUUAUAUGAAUCAGGUAUAUCGGUGUCAAACAAAGUGUUGGAAAGUCUGGUCAUUCGGUACACCGAAAGUUCAACACAUCUGACAUUAGAGACAUUUAUCAUUUGUGUCAUUAAAUUGCAUCUUUCGCACCAGCGAUACAAAUCGUUAGAAAGACAAGGAAAGCAUAAUAGCAUUACACUUGAAGAGAUGAUUUUAUCAACAGUUUAUUCGUGA